Molecule: messenger RNA, 5055 nt
Organism: Gigantopelta aegis
Lineage: Eukaryota; Metazoa; Mollusca; Gastropoda; Neomphalida; Peltospiridae
Exons: 2
Coding region: 3388-3912 (174 amino acids)
Source: RefSeq, a predicted model, not a curated record
CCCAUUGAGCCUUGUGGAGCACUCACUCAGGGUUUGGAGUCGAUAUCUGGAUUAAAAAUCCCAUGCCUCAACUGGAAUCCGAACCCAGUACCUACCAGCCUGUAGACCGAUGGCCAGUACACAACAAUUCGAAAUAACUGUACCAUGUUUUGUCCAUGCAUUAACCUACGUACUGAAAUGAGACGGUAUUUUCUUAGUUAAUUUGUAUUUUCUGUUAGUUGCCUCUACCUGCGAUUCCUGAUUGGCAUAUGUGUAUUUGAUAGUUAAUCAGACGAGCCAAGUAAUUACCGCUGUCUAGACACAAAAAUACAUACCAGUAUUGUGUAAUAACCUGUCGCCCCUAAAAUGGUAAUGGACAUGGUUUAUUACUGUAAUUAGUCCUGUAAAACUAUUUCCACAUCUAAAAUCACAGAAAUGACCAAUUACGUAGUCCCAAAGAAAAGAAAAUUAUCACUUGGGUAUCGUGGGUGGUUGGUUUUGCUCCAACGUAGCACACCAAUAGGCCCAAUAGUGUACAUUUUUCCUUUGGAUUAUUUAACAGAGAAAAAUACUAUAACCCCAUUUUGUUCUGUUAAUGCAACUUGAAAUACAUUUAGUUAAAUAGUUUAUUAUAUGUGACCGUCUAUGGGAAAACCCGGCCAAAGUCGCCAAUAGGAAUUCGCGCACAAUGCCAUUUUAAGUAAUUAACACAAAAAUAGUCCCUUUUUUUUUAAUCAAAUAAAUAAUACAAAACAUUAUCUUUUCUUUCUGUUUGCAAAAAAUAUAAGGGCUACGAACAUUCUGAAAGGCUUAAAACAAGUUUUUUUGUAGUCAUUAUCACUAAUUAGUAAUCAGAAUUUCGCUAAAACAAAGGCAGAAAAUGUAUUUUGUUUUAUUUUUUUCUUCACCAAGAUUGCGCAUGUAUACUACUUAAUUUGGCAUGCUUCGGUUCAGGAACUAUUUGGUUACCACAAAAUUACGAUACAGGUGUAUUACUACAUCGCUGUGACAUGCUUUUCAAUGUUUUAACAUCACACUGAACUUUGCCAUUUUUGGUUUGCGACUUUGGCCGGGUGAAUGUUAUGGUUACAAGUUUCGAUGAUACGACAUAUUAUUACUUGAUUCAACGAUAUACUAUAAAGGAUUCAUCUAAUAUUAAUUGUAAUGAACAGUUUUAAACAAAAUCCUAGUAGGUUUUCGAUGUGAAAUAUUGUUUUUGUUGGAAUUAGAUGUGACCCAGAAAUGACAAAAAUAUCGGUCAAACAAAGAUGGUGUCGCGAAAAAACAAUGCUGAAGUUACCCAUUUCUUAAACCAAAGGUGCUAAAUUUGCAGGGAAUUGACACAGAGGAUGCCUUGACUACUUUGGUGGAAGAAUACUUCAUAGGCAAAGAAAAUUACUCAGAAGGAAUUUCAUCUGAUGACGAAUUAUUUUCCGGUAAGCUGUUUAUUUUUAGAGUAGGGAAUCCUCGUCUGUCCGUGAACCGUGGCAUUAACGGGAUAUGGCUUCUAUGCACGCGCAUUGUAAUCGCAUGGUCAAUUUGAAGUAUUAAUAGUUUACCGUAUUCAAUUUACUACAGAAAUCGAGCAAUAGAAUGUAUAAAACCUUACCAGUUUAAUUUGUACAUAGAUGAAAUAUGCACAGUCGAAUGUUGACAUUUUUAAUGGUACCCCUAAAACAGUGGCAUUUUUUUUUUUUUUACAACAGUGAUGUGUGGCACAUGACUUCAUCAAAACUAUCUCUGCCGUAAACUCAUGCUUAUCUAGGUUUGUUUAGCAUGUUAUUCAUCAAUUAAUAUAGUGACAUGAACUAUCGAAUAAUGACCCCUUUCAAAACUCACCAAAUUUCAAUUUGGCAUUAUUUUAAAAUAAAUAACAUAAACACAGAAUUUGCGUUUAGCAAACAUUCAUUUGUUUCAGGUCACUGGGAUCAGUCUUUGGAAAAGUUUACGGAACGACUUUCUCCCACUCCCUUACCUGCAUAUCGUAUUUACGUUACAAUGUAAGGGUUGCAGACGUUUCGUCCCCCAGUCAGAUCGCCCCAAUGUGCCUGUUCGCCCCCGGUUAUUUGUUAGUUCGCCCCCCUUUUAUACAAGUGUUGUCAGUUAAUAAAGCUGAAAAAUAUUAUUGGAGUGCGCACUGUUGUAGAAUGACUGCUUCCAUGUUAUGUUAGCACAAAAUAUUUUAUUAUUGUCUCUUUUUUGACAAAAUUGGAAGACGGGAUAAAAGCGACAUUAUUUUUUAAAUAACAUUAACACAAAAACCUGCUUGUGAAAUUGGUUAUUGGAAAGCCAGGUUGUGCAUUUUCAGAGGCAUUUUCCUCCUGUCAAUUUCGAGCCUUGUCGAAUUUAUUACCUCAAAGGAAAAUUACAUAUAACAUCUUUGACUGACCUACAUUCAAGAUGUGAAUUAUAAAGCCUAAUGUCAAUAUUACAAAUGGUGUUGAGGCAAAGUUACAAAUAUUUUGAGGUGAACCGACAUGUGGGGCGAACUUCCUUGGCUUUGGGGGAAAACAUCUGGUACCCUUGAACAAUCUAGAAUUUAUUAAAAAUGUAGUUAUGAUUUAACUUGACUUAGGACACAAUACAUGUAUGUAUUAAUGGAAAGAAGUGAUUGUAGCUUUAAUGAUAAUAAGCACCUCCCUACUUUUUAAUUGUUUUAGAUGAUGAUGGAAAAGAUGAAGGGGAAUUCACUUUCAUUGAACCCGUGUUGGACAUUGCAUGUAAUGCAGAAAAAGAGAAUGAAGAGAUAUUUAGCCCCAAUGCUGGUAAAGUGGACAAAAAGCUUUCAGGACAUUUUGUUUGCAAAUGCAAAUUACUAAAUGGUGGACCAUGCUCAAAGCAUUUUGACCAGCAGAAACUAAUUGAUAUUCGCACAGACCAUCUGGCCAUGGAUUCGGAUUUGUGCAUCUUAAGCCAGAUUUCUGCCCACAUCCAUUGUGGCGAGACUACUGCCAAGUCCAAGCAGCAAGUUCAAACAUUACGCACUAAAUCAAGGAUGGAUUACAUGUUAGAAUCAAAAAAGAUUUGUCGUGAUAGUACUGAUACUUUCAUGUUCAUACAUGCAGUUUUCAAAGAGCGGCUGUGUUCACUCACUCAGCAUUAUUUGGAAAAUGGACUCACUGCACGCACACAUGGCAAUGCAUAUAAAACUCCCCAAAAAGCUUUUUGUAUUGAUGACAUUCAGAGGGUUGUGACAUUUGUAAAAAAUUUGCUGAACAGAAUGCCAUUUUGCUUCCGGGCAGAAUACCAGGUUACAAGCUUGAUGAUUUGAAACUACUGCCAUCAUCUGUUAGCAAAGCAACAAUACAUCGCCUGUAUGAAGAAUCAUGCUCAAGUUUCGGAGUUCGGGUGGUAGGAAUCAAAUCCUUCUGUGUGUUUUGGAAGCAGUAUGUUCCGAACAUUUUACCAAUGAAACCCAUGUCAGACUUGUGCUGGACAUGCCAGAAAAAGAGCAAUCUUUUAAUUAAAGCUGCAAAUCUGCCAUUAGAGUUGAAGACUGCUGCUGUAAAAUCUGCUGAGGAACAUCUCUUCCGAGCCACCCAGGAGCGAUCACUCUAUAAAAGUAAAGUGAAAAGCUGUAAAGAUGUCUUCACAAUGGAGGGCAUCACAGACCUGGAAGCUCCUGGAAAUGUCGUUGCUGAUUGUUCUCGCACAUUCGAGGCACACUACAGCUUUGAUUUUGCUCAACAGAUCCACUAUCCAUACAACCCCAUGCAGCCCGGACCAAUUUUUUUCAAAACCCCUAGGAUAAUUGGUGUUUUGGGGAUGAUGACAGAAGGACUGGCCAAAAUGGUACUCUUUCUUUUGGAUGAGGCAUCGUCAACAGGUAAAGGGGCAAACUGUCAUCAGCCUUCUGAAUUUCUUUUUCGAGAAUUAUGGAUUGAAAGAAACAGUGUGCCACUUACAUGCCGACAACUGUUCAGGCCAAAAUAAAAAUAAUGCAAUGAUGCAUUAUCUAGCUUGGCGGGUGAUUACGGGAAAGCAUAAGAAGAUUACUUUGUCCUUCCUUCUUGCCGGCCAUACCAAGUUCGGCCCAGAUUGGUGUUUUGGACUGUUUAAGAAAAAACUAAAGUCAUCGAAAGUGGAUUGUUUAAAGGAUGUUGAAACUGUGGCCAAAUAGUCAUCCCCAGCAGGCGUCAUUGUUCCACAGCUGUGAGGUGAUGAAGGUGGUCGAGUGUUUACUCCAAUGUACUCUUUCUUCUUUCCUGGCAUAUUUAGAAAAAUGCCUGCUAUAAAAAACAUACACCACGUGGAGUUUUAACCCGAUGGGAGAAUUUUGUGCAAAGACUUUGCUGAUAGUGAGACGGUGGAGCAUAACAUUUUAAAAGUUCAGCCAUCCGAAGUACCGCGUGAACUACCACCCCAAAUAUUUCCAUCUGGACGGUCUGUUGAUCGGAAAAACUAUCUGUUUAAGGAAAUUCGCCCUUUUGUGGCAGAACAAUUUCAGGAUCUAGUGUGCCCUAGACCUAGAACGGACAUGGAUGAUGUAUCUGAGGCAGUGCGUGGCCUGGUCGUCCUCUCAAAAAAGCAAAGGGACUUGCUGCUAGGAAAUGAAUAUUCUGACACUCGAUGACUGCGAAAACUAUUCAUUUUAUUUUGUAUAUAUGUUUUAAGACGUAAUAUAGUGUUAAUAUAAAAUAAUUUUGCCAACCCUGUGUUAUAGUUAUUUUUAUAGCAGACAGAAUAAGCUUUCUUUUGGUAUAUUACAAUAUCUUGUAACAAUUCUGGAUUUUGAAAUAUGUGCUUUACAAGUUCUAUCUUUAAAUCAUAAAUUCUCAAAAUGGCCGCGUUCGGAUCCUUGGAGAUAUGGUCUUUAAAAUGUAAUAUUUCUUUUAUUAUUAAAGGCAGAAUAAAAUCCUUUGGCCAGUACAUUUCUAACAUAAUACUAAUGGGGAAAAACAUAAAAAUAAUAGUUUUUAAUUCUUUGUACUUUGGCUGGGUUUUUGCAUAGACGGUCAUAUGUUAUCAUGUCAUUUGUUGUUUUACAAGUUAGGUUCAUCAAAGAAAAGGGCCUUGUCGUAAAUUACUGCUUUUGUUUACACUGUACAUACAGGAAUUAGUAGGAGCCGACGUCAC